GAGCCCGAGGAUGAGGCAGCGCUGGCGACGGGAGAGGAGGCGGAGUUGGCGGCGGCGCUAGAGGAGAGCGCGAGGCUGGAGGUCGGGGCGACGCGUGCGGCGGGGGAUCAGGCGCGAGUCGCCGAGGGCGCUUCGUCACCGGCGGCGGAGGCGCCGCCUGAGGGAGAGGAGGAGCCGCCGGACGACUUUAUCUGCCCAAUCACGACCGAGGUCAUGAGCGACCCGGUGAUGGCGGCCGACGGGCAUGCCUACGAGCGGUCGGCGAUCGAGCGCUGGCUCGCGACCAAGUCGACGAGCCCGAUGACGGGCGAGGAGCUCCAGCACACUUGCCUCGCCAAUCAUCACAUGCUCCGCCGAAUGAUUCGAGAGUGGGGAGAGACGCACUCGGCACGAUAG
Emiliania huxleyi CCMP1516 is the source of this 396-nucleotide messenger RNA. RefSeq lists its product as hypothetical. Gene Ontology annotation, biological process: protein ubiquitination. The record is from RefSeq and is a predicted model, not a curated record. Gene Ontology annotation, molecular function: ubiquitin-protein transferase activity. The annotation marks the transcript as partial. NCBI's taxonomy places the organism in Eukaryota, Haptophyta, Isochrysidales, Noelaerhabdaceae. The transcript has a single exon.